Molecule: messenger RNA, 894 nt
Organism: Fonsecaea nubica
Lineage: Eukaryota; Fungi; Ascomycota; Eurotiomycetes; Chaetothyriales; Herpotrichiellaceae
Exons: 3
Coding region: 1-894 (297 amino acids)
Biological process (GO): regulation of signal transduction
Molecular function (GO): protein phosphatase inhibitor activity
Source: RefSeq, a predicted model, not a curated record
AUGACAGUCGAAGUCCGUCACUCCCCACCUCCCUUGCACCAGCCGGGUUCCGGUAAUAUUAGGCCGAAGGGAAUAUUGAAGAAUCCAUCCUUUUCAUCUUCCAGCGGCCAUCCGGGCUCACCCUCAAAAGAGGAAUUCCACCUACCUCCGCAUAUGCCCCUCGACCCAAAGGAAGAGAGAGAACUUGUACUUCAGAACACCCUUCAAAAUGCCGGUCCUCGCCGCUCGUCGUCUGCCGCUAGACGGGCAUCCGCGUCGCGCCGUCACUCGGCCGCGUUGGCCGCAAACCAUGAAGACGACCCGGAAAAAAUGCGUCUAAAGUGGGACGAAGCAAACCUCUAUCUGGCUGAGCAGGAAUCAGGCGGACGCAUGAAGAUCACCGAACCAAAGACACCCUAUCAAUAUGGAGACGCCAUGAUGGAAGACGAUGAUGAGGAAGAUGUGGCUAUCGACCCUCGCUUUGUCAACGUCGAUGAAGUCGAAAUGGCGAAGGCUCCGAAGCCGAACAAAAAACAUCGAGAAAGCGAGAUCCCUGGUCUGGAGCUCGGCGAGCCUGAAGAGGAACUGUCUCCGCGAUCCACAGCAGCGCUAGAGGAAGAAAGAAUUGUCAGGGGUUCGAACAAUCUUUCGAGGGAAUCAAGUAAAGAAAAGCAUGUUAGUGUCAGUGAUGGGAGUGAUGCAGAUGGACUGCAGGAACAAGUCGGCAUGCCCACUCGUGAGGAGCAGGAGAAACACCGCCAAUUUGAAGAGAGGAGAAAGAAGCAUUAUGAGAUGAAGGACAUCAAGAAUCUACUUGGACACCCCGAAGAGUUGGAUAUGGAAGAUGAGGAACCGCCCGUUCCAGCUGCGAUGCCAAAAGAUCUACCAGAGCGAUCGGUUAAUGGCACCCGCUAG